CUGAAAAAAGUGUUAAAAUAUUUUUAAAAAUAAUUACAUUACAACACAAUUAAAAGUGAAUACCGCAAGGAGCAAUUUUGACACCGCUGAUGUUCUUAAUGUAUAUCGUUGAGAAAACUCAAAGUUUCGAGCAUAUUAAUUUUAAUUGGCACUAUAACUAUGUACGUUAAAUUGCUUUUAUCAUUAAUGUUAUUAGUUUUAACCGUCUGUAAGGACGUUAGUGAAGAUGAAAGAGCUACGAGAGCAGCCUUUAUUCAGAGGUUGUUGAACAAACAAAAGCAUUUGGAGGGAAGGCUGAAACUUGUCGGUGGUUUAAAUAAAUUUGAAGGUAACGUGUACAUCUACCACGCGGGUCGUUGGGGUGCGGUGUGCGACGACUCCUGGGACGAUGCCGCUGCUGCGGUAGUGUGUCGGCAAUACAACAGAACUGGUGUGGCUACGUAUGCUGGACAGUAUGGGGAGGCUACUGAGAAGUACUGGAUGGAUGACAUAGUAUGUGAAGGAGACGAGCCAUCCUUGGACCACUGUGUUUUCUCCGGCUGGGGAUCCUCUGACUGCGGGGCUGAUGAAGCGGCCGGAGUCAUCUGUUCUGGACCAGAGCAGAGAGCUGCGAGCUGCAGAGACUGCCCGCAGGAGUUGAGACACUGUCAGGGCGAUGGAUGUAAAGAAAGGCUACUGAGUGAUAUCCUGGAUGUGGGCACCAGUAUACGCUUGGUUGGCGGCAGGAACAGUGGGGAAGGGAGGGUUGAGGUCUAUCACAACGACAUCUGGGGCAGCAUCUGCCCUGACGGAUGGACGGCAUACGAGGCCUCCGUCGUCUGCCGGCACCUAGCCCUGGGAUACUCCGCCCAGGCCCUCCAGACGGAUCAGUUCGGCAGCAGCAGGAUCAUACUCCAGGGUUUGAAGUGCGAAGGGAAUGAGAGUAACCUGUUCAUGUGUAGACAGAGGCAAGUGGAGGGAUGUCCAGGGGAAGCUGGUCACGUAGCGGCAGUCGCCUGCACUCAGCAUCUAGCAGAUCUACUGCUGGACGUGUCAGCUAUAGAGCGGACAGCACACCUGCAAGACGCACCUAUGUUCACACUACAGUGCGCCAUGGAGGAGAACUGUCUCAGCAGGUCGGCUUAUGAGAUCCGUCGCACCAACGAGAACUGGCAGUUGGAGACGCGACGGCUGCUGCGGUUCACGGCCGCCUCCCUCAACGUCGGCAACGCGGAGUUCCGCCCGUACCUGCCCAAACACCUGUGGCAGUGGCAUCUGUGCCAUAUGCACUACCACAGCAUGGAGGUGUUCGCGACGUUCGACGUGCUGGACUCUACUGGCAGGAGGGUGGCGGAGGGGCAUAAGGCCUCCUUCUGUUUGGAGGACAACACCUGCUUGAGUGGCGUCGAGAGGAAGUACUCUUGCAAGAACUAUGGAGACCAGGGUGUGUCGGUGAACUGCUCUGACGUGUACCAGUACAACAUAGAUUGCCAGUGGGUCGAUGUGACAGAUGUGGAACCCGGGGACUACACUUUCAAGGUAUCAAUCAACCCUCACGCACGCGUCGCAGAACAAUCCUACCACAACAACGCGGCCACGUGCGCGCUGCGGCUUACGGAGACCUAUGCCGUGGUGUAUGGCUGUACGCUGGGGAGACCUUGAUAUACUAGUCAAUAAAGUGUUCUUUUCUGGCGGGAU
Molecule: messenger RNA, 1677 nt
Organism: Aricia agestis (brown argus)
Lineage: Eukaryota; Metazoa; Arthropoda; Insecta; Lepidoptera; Lycaenidae
Gene: Loxl2
Product: lysyl oxidase homolog 2B
Exons: 9
Coding region: 160-1641 (493 amino acids)
Biological process (GO): peptidyl-lysine oxidation
Cellular component (GO): membrane
Molecular function (GO): copper ion binding; protein-lysine 6-oxidase activity
Source: RefSeq, a predicted model, not a curated record